AAGCGGAACCACUGAUCGUUUGUUCAUUUCCAGGCGGACAGUUUAUUAUUAACGCGCAUGUGCACUACGGAAUCAAGGUGGGGUACAAACUUGAAUGUUUGUGACGGGGUAAAGGAGUUAGGCAGCCAGCAGCGGACUCUAGUUGGUUUGAAUCGGAUCUAAUUCAUCUCAGCAGUUUUUAUACCGAGCCAUCACGUUUUUCUCACCCGCUAAACCUUUCUCACCGAGUCGCCGUCGAGACUGCACCGAUAAGUAGGAACGUUUUUUCAUCAUAUAAGGCCACUUUUCAAAUGAUGGUGACAGGAGACGCAUCAACACGAGUCUUAGUUGGUUUCAUUCAAGUACUUUCGGGCUGCUGAAGUUUCGGGUCACCUGAGACAGAUUUCACUUCCUCAUCGAGUCUCAGUGUUUUGCGUUUCGUCGGUUAAUUAUUCAGUGAAUGGGAUUUUGUCUGGUCUCGCUUAGAUGAAAACGGACCCCGGGCGGUAACAAGCAUCUGUUAAAACAUCAAAUCUCCCGGUUUUACCUUUUAAACAGGUACUGUAUGUGUGUGUGUGUUUACUAGCUCUAAUGAUAGCAGCUAGAAAACCUCAGCUGUGAGAGGAUUUAACCAGCUCACCAUGACAGAGGUCCAGACUCCGACUCCGUGGCCACAGGGCACAGAGUGUGUAGCCAGGUACAACUUCAAAGGCACAUCAGAGCAGGACCUGCCCUUUAACAGAGGCGAUGUGUUGACUAUCAUUGUUGUCACAAAGGAUCCAAACUGGUACAAAGCUAAAAAUGCUGCUGGUCGUGAGGGAACAAUUCCAGCCAACUAUGUUCAGAAAAGGGAAGGUGUGAAAAGUGGAGGCAAGCUAAGUCUAAUGCCAUGGUUCCAUGGGAAAAUAACACGGGACUGGGCAGAGCAGUUGCUUCACCCUCCUGAAACAGGCCUGUUCUUAGUGCGAGAGAGCACCAACUUCCCGGGCGACUACACCCUGUGUGUGAGCUGCGAUGGCAAGGUGGAGCACUACCGCAUCAUCUACCAUGAUGGCAAACUCACUAUCGAUGAAGAGGAGUAUUUUGAGAACCUCAUGCAGCUGGUUGAGCACUACACCAAAGAUGCAGACGGCCUGUGCACCAAACUAAUCAAGCCAAAGAUAGAGGAAGGCACAGUGGCCGCUCAGGAUGAGUUUUCCAGGAGCGGCUGGUCGUUGAGCAGAAAGGAGCUCAAGCUACAGCAGGUUAUUGGAAAAGGAGAGUUUGGAGAUGUCAAGGUGGGAGACUACAGAGGUACUAAAGUAGCUGUGAAGUGCAUAAAAAAUGAUGCUACAGCCCAGGCCUUUAUUGCAGAGGCUUCUGUCAUGACGCAACUACAUCACAAUAACCUGGUGCAGCUGCUCGGGGUGAUAGUAGAAGAGAAUGGGAGUCUGUAUAUAGUGACUGAGUACAUGGCAAAGGGCUGUUUGGUCGACUACUUACGUUCAAGAGGCCGGACAGUACUUGGCGGAGAUGCGCUCCUUAAUUUUGCACUAGACGUCUGUGAAGCCAUGGCGUAUCUGGAGGCCAAUAAUUUUGUCCACCGAGACUUAGCAGCCCGAAACGUUCUUGUGUCAGACGACAACAUUGCCAAAGUCAGUGACUUUGGUCUGACCAAGGAGGCCACUUCUACUCAGGAUACUGCUAAGCUACCUGUGAAGUGGACAUCACCAGAGGCCCUCAGAGAAAAGAAAUUUUCCACCAAAUCAGACGUUUGGAGCUACGGUAUUUUGCUUUGGGAGAUUUUCUCUUUUGGCCGAGUACCUUACCCAAGAAUUCCAUUAAAAGACGUAGUGCCUCGAGUGGAGAAGGGAUACAAAAUGGACUGUCCAGAUGGCUGUCCUGAAGUGGUGUAUAACAUCAUGAAACAGUGCUGGAACCUGGAUCCUGCUUCUCGACCAAGCUUUCAGAUGUUGAAGGAGUGGCUACAACACAUCAACCAAGGGAUGGGUAAAAAAAAAGAGAAAUCUGACAGAAAUGAAAAGUGACUUUCCUCUUCUCUCUCGGACCAUAAACCCUGGAUGGAAAAAAAUGGAUUGCAUGGACUAUUAUCUGACAAAGUUAACAACAAAUAGGUUUUUCAUUAACUGUUAAUUACAACUGUCAAAAUAUAGGUUUCACUGAUAUGUCAGGUGAAACUGCAGUGACUUAAAUAGUGGCUCAGAUGCUCUAGUUUAAUCUUCUGCACUCUGCUAUCAAGAGUGAGUUAUUGUCACAUCGAUGGGUCUUAUUCUUAGAGCACAGCACUGCCUCAGAUGCACAGUGCCUUGACCUGUUUUUAUAAACUUUUAUGCCCUUUACAUUGAUAUCCUUGGUCAUGUUGGUGACAUCAUUCCGUCUUUAUGAACUUAUAGACCAUAACACCCCUUGACUACACUCGCUUAAUCCAUGGUUUAGAAGUAGGAUUUUAAGGUUGUUUUUUUUAAGUCUCUAGGUACACCUUUUGUGCAUGAACUGUUGAAUGAUUUUGCCAAAAUGACUAAGUUAAAAUAACUAUGCAGCUGUAUUUGUUAAUGGUUAUGUAAUUUUAAGUACAGUAUGUCUUCUUUUGGAUCCCUCCGUUAAAAAGAUAAAAAGAUGAAACAAGUUUACUACUAAUACAACAGUACUAUUCAGCUGA
Messenger RNA from Monopterus albus (swamp eel), 2638 nucleotides. RefSeq names its product tyrosine-protein kinase CSK-like. The record is from RefSeq and is a predicted model, not a curated record. Bases 621 to 2006 code for a protein of 461 amino acids. Gene Ontology annotation, biological process: protein phosphorylation. Lineage: Eukaryota; Metazoa; Chordata; Actinopteri; Synbranchiformes; Synbranchidae. Gene Ontology annotation, molecular function: ATP binding; protein binding; protein tyrosine kinase activity. The transcript has 13 exons.